AUGGAUUUGGUGAUUGGUGAGCCAUUGUACAUUGUUGGUAGGGAUUGUGGAUAUUGCCAUGGGAAGAAAGAUGGACCUAGAAGAUCAUACAGCUUGCAGUCAUAUGAGGAGGCUUACCGUGCGGGAACAGAACCGUUUGACGAGUACCCCAAUUCCAGCACCAUAUGCUGCCAUGUAUACUCGUGUACCCCGGAAAUCUAUGAACUGAUGAUGAAUCGAGGAUUCAGAAGAUCAGGGAGUUUUCUCUAUCGUCCGGACCUGCUUCGAAGUUGCUGCAGAUUGUACACAAUCAGAUCAAAUACAAAUCUUUUGAAGGUCAGUAAGGAACAUAGACACAAUGUGAAUAGAUUUGUCAGAUUUAUUACAGGGAAUGAAUCCAACAAUAAGAAUCGACCAUUUGAUUUAAAGAGUGCACUGCUGUCAGCCGAAACAAGAACAUCGUCAUUUCGAACAGAGAUUGCCCCUGCUAAUUUCAGCCCUGAAAAAUAUGCGCUGUACAAGAAGUACCAGACAACAAUACACAACGAUGACCCCAAUGAAGUUUCGGAGAAAGGUUUCAAGAGAUUUCUAUGCCAGUCGUUCUUUCCGGAGCAAUACUCGGGCUCCCGGUCCCCAGAGUACUGGAGAAAGCUGAAUCGCUGGCGGGAGCUCAAAAUCAUAGACAUUGACGGUGAACAAGUGGAAGGUCCAGUUCAUGAAUGCUACUACAUCGAGGACAAGCUAGUGGCACUAGGAAUUUUGGAUAUUUUGCCUAAUUCUGUGUCUUCUGUAUACUUCAUUUGGGACCCUGAUUAUGCUCAUCUGGGACUUGGCACUCUCAGUGCUCUACGGGAGUUGGUUUUGACGGAACAGCUAGGAAAAGAAUAUUACUAUCUAGGAUACUAUGCGGACGACUGCCACAAGAUGAAAUACAAAGCCAAAUUUGGUGGUGAAAUCUUGGACUUGACGACUCUCACUUUUUACAGGCUCAACGAGCUUAAGAAAGUGACCGACUGCAGUGGACUUAUCGCUUUAAGCGAGCUGGAGUCGACAUCUACAGAACCAGCCGUCCCUUCAACGAUAAAGAGUAACCCCUUAAGUCACAUGAUAAAUGUGGCAGAGAAUAUUUACGGGGUGCAGGGAGGGAGUUUCUCGGCCAGUAGAAAAGUGGCUCAAGAGAUUAGUGGAACUCUCGGACUUAGUGAAUUUGGAGAUCAGAAUGACGAGAAACUGUGGAGGCGAGUUGAAGAGUCAGUCGUUCAUGCCCUGCCGCUUGUUUCACCUGGAUUAAUCCCUCUUUGGCAAAUCAUGGAUUGGGUGGCGAAUGGAGCCAUACAUGACAUUUUUCCGUAUUGCCUCGUUAUAGAUCACACGAAGUCGCAACAUGGCCAAUUGUUUGAUUUCUCAAACAAGAAAUCUGCAGAUUUUAGAAAGUCAUUUAUCGAUCUUUUGCGCAUGUUUGGGGCGGAAUUGUUCGAGAAUGCUAAAAUAGUGUUGCUCAUGUGA
Messenger RNA from Ogataea angusta, 1485 nucleotides. RefSeq lists its product as uncharacterized. Gene Ontology annotation, cellular component: cytoplasm. The transcript has a single exon. Bases 1 to 1485 code for a protein of 494 amino acids. Lineage: Eukaryota; Fungi; Ascomycota; Pichiomycetes; Pichiales; Pichiaceae. Gene Ontology annotation, biological process: protein arginylation. The record is from RefSeq and is a predicted model, not a curated record. Gene Ontology annotation, molecular function: arginyl-tRNA--protein transferase activity.